ACACAGGCGGCCAACCUCUAUGCUUGUAACCCCGACGCCGAUUUCCUGGAUUUCGUCAACGCCCCGAUUGGGAAAGGAAAACCUAUCAUAGGAGCCCUGAAGCCCCUCAUCGCAGUUCCCACCACUGCGGGGACAGGCAGUGAGACUACCGGAGUCGCCAUCUUUGACUACGAACCACUGAAGGCCAAAACAGGCAUAGCCAGCAGGGCGUUGAGACCAGUCUUGGGGAUUGUGGACCCGCUGCACACUCUGCACAUGCCCAGUAGGGUCACCGCCAACUCAGGAUUUGACGUCCUCUGCCAUGCUCUGGAGUCCUACACUGCGUUGCCGUAUAAUGAGCGGAGCCCCUGCCCCCCCUCCCCCGUCCUCCGCCCGGCCUACCAGGGCAGCAACCCCAUCAGCGACGUCUGGGCCCGACAAGCUCUCAACAUUGUGGCGAAAUACAGUACGAGGGCUGUGAGGGAUGCUGGGGACAUUAAGGCUCGGUCCAGUAUGCAUCUGGCCAGUGUGUUUGCGGGCAUAGGAUUCGGCAACGCAGGAGGUCACCUGUACCAUGGCAUGUCCUACCCCAUAGCUGGUAAUGUGAAGACCUACAAAGCUAAAGAGUACAAUGUGGACCAUCCUGUUGUGCCUCAUGGUCUGUCGGUGGUGGUGACGUCUCCAGCUGUGUUCUCCUUCACCGCCAGCAUGUGUCCAGAGCGCCACCUAGAGGCAGCUGAAAUACUGGGGGCUGAUGUCAGUAAUGUGAAGAGGGCUGAUGCUGGCCUCGUCUUGGCUGAUACACUCAGGAGCUUCCUCUACGACCUGCAGGUAGAUGAUGGGUUGUCAGCGUUGGGAUACGGAACCAAUGACAUUCCAGCUCUGGUGAAGGGCACUCUACCCCAGGAGCGUGUGACCAAGCUGUCUCCCAGGGCUCACACUGAAGAGGACCUGGCUGAACUCUUCACAGCAUCCAUGAAGAUCUACUAACACACACACACACACACACACACACACACACACACACACACACACACACACACACACACACACACACACACACACACACACACACGGAAGCCUACGGGUGGUGUUCAGUUGACCCAGGCCCAGGUAGAGGGGAUGGGGGCAGAUUUGGCUUCACAGUACUCUGCAUGUUUUAGGUGAGGGGGCCCUUCAGAUGGUUUUGUCCCAGGCCCUGCCCAGCACACACAUGCACGCACACACAUGAACAGACACUAAUACAUACAUGGAAACACAAACACACGCACAUACAUACGCACACACACACGCACGGACACACUNCCACACACAUACGGACGCACACAUGACUUCCUCACUCCAGUAUAAGCUUAACACGCAUGUUACACACACACACACACACACACACACACACACACACACACACACACACACACACACACACACACACACACACACACACACACACACACACACACACACACACACUCUAUUUCAGAUGUAGCACUUGGGCAUAUAGUAUGUGCUGUAUUGUACUGUACUUGAUUGUGUUGUAUGAGAAUUAUACCAGAAGUGCAAUAUAAGCUACGUGGUGCCUUAAAGGGCCACUGUGUAAUUUCCGUAGUUUAUUUCCAGAAUGUGUGCUGCUCAUUCACACACAUGAUCUUUUCCAUGAAUAUCCACCUGGUCUGCCCUGCUCAACAUGCUUCUGAUGUCAUGUCCAGUUUCCUAACUCAGUGCAGCUGAGUGUAAUUGAGUAAUCAUCAGUUCAGCACCUGGGACUCGAACCCGCCACCUGCCAGUCAACACUCCAGUCUGGUAUGGGAGGCACAGCAAGAUACUAAUACAGCUGAACUAAAGGUCCUGGGGUCCGUAUCUCAGUAGCAACGUCCUUCGUAAGAGCGACUCAACUCUCUCUCGACAGCGACGCUCACAACUAAAUCCAAUGGAAUGGUAAGACGGUCUUAAGACGGUUAGCAACGACAAGAAUCGAGAAACGGACCCCAGACCAAUAGCUCAGCGCUACCAAUACUGUAUGAGGCUGCAGCAGGGAGGUUUACUAAUGUUCUACCAAUACUGUAUGAAACAUUAAAUUCUGGAAAUAAUCUAGAAAAUGACACCACACUUAACCGCUAGUUACCCAUUGGGGGGAAUAAAGUACGGUGCCAAUCACUCUGUCUGUUGGAUUAUUAUUAUAAACUAACAUGAGCUGUGUGACUGUGUGACUGACAGUGUUGCAAUAAACAAACCAUAUUCAUCAUAAAUGGCUUUCAGCAUUGCAUCUUAUUUCAAGUGCA
Molecule: messenger RNA, 2258 nt
Organism: Engraulis encrasicolus (European anchovy)
Lineage: Eukaryota; Metazoa; Chordata; Actinopteri; Clupeiformes; Engraulidae
Product: hydroxyacid-oxoacid transhydrogenase, mitochondrial-like
Exons: 11
Cellular component (GO): mitochondrion
Molecular function (GO): alcohol dehydrogenase (NAD+) activity; metal ion binding
Source: RefSeq, a predicted model, not a curated record